AUGUCUGGGGAUGAAGAGAAACCCGAGCAAACCGUCGCCGAUGAUUUGGUGGUCACCAAGUAUAAAAUGGGGGCCGAGAUUGCCAACCAGGCCCUAAAGAUGGUGGUUGAAGCGGCAAUGGUUGGUGUCUCAGUGAUUAGCCUGUGUGAUAAAGGUGAUGCCUUUAUCAUGACAGAAACUGGGAAAAUCUUCAAGAAGGAGAAAGAGAUGAAGAAAGGUAUUGCAUUUCCAACGUGUGUGUCUGUUAAUAACUGCGUGUGCCAUCACUCCCCCCUGAAGAGCGAUCCUGAUGUCAUACUCAAGGAUGGGGACCUUGUCAAAGUUGAUCUUGGCGUGCAUGUGGAUGGAUUCAUCGCCAACGUGGCUCACAGCUUUGUUGUUGGUGUGACCAAGGAAAAGCCUCUCACAGGCCGCAAAGCUGACGUGAUGAUCGCAGCUCAUUUGUGCGCUGAGGCUGCGCUGCGUCUUGUCAAGCCUGGAAACCAGAACACACAGGUUACGGAGGCGUGGAACAAGAUUGCAAAGUCAUUCAAGUGCUUGCCAAUUGAAGGCCUGCUGUCCCAUCAACUCAAACAGCAUGUGAUCGAUGGAGAGAAAACAAUCAUUCAAAACCCAACGGAUCAGCAAAGGAAAGACCACGAGAAGGCUGAGUUUGAGGUGCACGAAGUGUAUGCUGUGGAUGUGCUCAUUAGCACUGGUGAGGGCAAGGCAAAAGAUGGUGGUUUGAGGACCACUGUUUACAAACGGGACCCCAACAAAGUGUACGGAUUAAAGAUGAAGACCUCUCGGACGUUCUUUAGUGAGAUGGAGAGACGGUUCGAUAAAAUGGCUUUCACUCUGAGAGCGUUUGACGAUGAGGGCAAGGCCAGGCUGGGUGUGGUGGAAUGUGCAAAGCACGAGCUGCUGCAGCCGUUCAAUGUCCUCCAGGAGAAGGAAGGUGAGUUUGUAGCACAGUUCAAGUUCACUGUGCUGCUCAUGUCCAACGGACCACUGCGAAUUACAAACAGCCUCUAUGAACCUGAGCUUUACAAGUCGGAGCACCAGGUAGAGGACAAGGAGUUGAAGGCUUUGAUUCAAAGCUCUGCCAGUCGGAAGGCGCAGAAGAAAAAGAAAAAGAAGGCCUCAAAGACGGCAGAGAAUGCAACAGGGCAGUCGAUGGAGACGGAAGCUGCUGAAUAA
Molecule: messenger RNA, 1179 nt
Organism: Nerophis lumbriciformis (worm pipefish)
Lineage: Eukaryota; Metazoa; Chordata; Actinopteri; Syngnathiformes; Syngnathidae
Source: RefSeq, a predicted model, not a curated record